UCCCAUCCUCUGAUUACAACCGAGGGAAGCAGAGUGAGACAGGCAGGAUGUUACACCCUAGCUAUAGAGAAAGUAAACUGUGCUUGCCUUCAGAACCUUGUUGCUGUUGAGUUCAUUUCAAGUGCUUGUUCUUCACACAAGGCUCACAAAGCACUCACCUCAUCCAAGGCGCUGUCGUACUUGUUCAGUGUUUCUUCUAGAACUCCUUGUUAGAAGUGUCCUGACACUCAGACCACGCAGUUCUACAAGUCUCUGAUCCAGCGAUGGCCAGCCGGGUCCGUGACAAGAAAGACCCAGACAUUGAGCUUUUCAUUAAGGCUGGACACGAUGGAGAAAACAUUGGGAACUGUCCAUUCUGCCAACGCUUCUUCAUGGUCUUAUGGCUGAAAGGAGCCCGCUUCAAUGUUACAACAGUGGAUAUGAAAAAGAGACCAGAAGAACUAAAGGAUUUGGCUCCUGGGUCGAAUCCUCCCUUCCUCCUGUUCAAUGGAGAGCUGAAGACCGAUGUAAUAAAGAUUGAAGAGUUUCUGGAGGAGACAUUAGCUCCACCAAAGUACCCACAUCUGUCCCCAAGGUACUCCGACUCCUUUGGUGCUGGCAGCGACAUCUUUGCCAAAUUUUCAGCGUACAUCAAGAACAAAUGUGCCGACAGCAGAGGAAAGUUUGAGAACGCCCUGCUGAAGGAACUCAAGCGAUUGGACAAUUAUCUGAAAGAGCCGCUCCUGGAUGAAAUUGACGCCAACAGUUCCGCGAUGCUGCUCGUCUCCAAGAGGAAGUUUCUGGACGGGAAUGAGCUGACAAUGGCGGACUGCAACCUGCUGCCAAAGCUUCACAUCAUCAAGGUGGCUGCGAAGAAAUAUCUGAAUUUUGAGAUUCCUAAGGAAAUGUUUUUCGUCUGGCGAUACCUGAACAAUGCGUACAAACGGAAUGAGUUCAGCCAAACCUGCCCAGCAGACGAAGAGAUUGAGAGGGCAUACGCUGACGCUGCCAAGAACACGCAGUGAAUUGCUAACCGUAUCUCUCGGUUUCUGUCUCUAUCGCCACAUCAGUCUAUAUGGGA
Messenger RNA from Callorhinchus milii (elephant shark), 1060 nucleotides. RefSeq names its product chloride intracellular channel 2 (gene clic2). The transcript is spliced from 6 exons. Lineage: Eukaryota; Metazoa; Chordata; Chondrichthyes; Chimaeriformes; Callorhinchidae. The record is from RefSeq and is a predicted model, not a curated record. Bases 264 to 1004 code for a protein of 246 amino acids.